AUGGCGUCAGAAAACCCUAAUUCCACCCCAAAAUCUCCAAGAACCCUAAUGUGCCCUAAAAGCGAUACAUCCCAAAGCCCUUCCGCACCUCCAUUACCCUCGUCAUCAAACCCUAAUCAACCAUCAUCAUCGUCAUCGUCGCUUCACCCAAACGCAGAUACGAAUGACGAAUCCGACAAUCUCUUCACGGACUCUGGCCCAAAUUCGCCACACGAUCCAUCCGAAUCACUUGAAGAAGUUAUCGUUUCUGUUCCAGGCGCAAUCCUACAUUUAAUCGAUAAGAAUCACAGCGUGCAACUAGCGAUGGGAGAUUUCUCGAUAGUCAAACUACGUCAAUCCGACAGUCUGAUCGCCAUUCUCGCACGCGUUGGUGAAGAGAUCCAAUGGCCUUUGGCGAGACACGAGGCUUGCGUUAAGUUAGACCAGUCUCAUUAUUUCUUCUCGUUACGCGCUCCAAAGGAGAAAGAACACGAAGCUAUGACGUUAAAUUACGGAUUGACAUUUGCUUCGAAAGGACAAGAGAAGUUGUUGAAAGAAAUGGAUGAGUUAUUGGAGCAUUGCAGUAGUUUCUCGGUGCAGAAAGUGGAGGAGAAGAAGGGGGCUUUGGAUUUGACAAUGGCGGAACGAAUGAGUCCCUCAGAUCUAAAAAUGGAAGCAAAUAAGGAACAGAUGGAGCAGAUUUGUAGAGCUUAUUGGACGACAUUAGCCCCAAAUGUGGAGGAUUACGGUACGAAGGCUGCAAAAUUGAUUGCUGCAGGUUCAGGGCAACUUGUUAAAGGGAUUCUCUGGUGUGGAGAUGUUACAGUGGAUAGAUUGAUCAAGGGUAAUGAGAUUUUGAAGCUAAAGAUCGGACCUGCUAGCAACACAGCAGUUAAUCCUGAACUUCUAAAGGCUAUACACAGGGUUAAUAAGGUGACGAAAAUGACAGAGACAGUUGUGGGUGGACUUCUUUCUGGCGUUCUGAAGAUUACUGGAUUCUUUACAAGCUCUGUUGCUAGCUCUAAACUUGGCAAGAAGUUCUUCAAGUUUUUGCCUGGGGAAAUAGCACUCGCGACUCUUGAUGGAUUUAGCAAAAUUUGUGAUGCUUUUGAAGUUUCUGGAAAGAAUGUAAUGUCAACAUCAUCUACUGUGACAACAGAACUCGUCAACCACAAAUAA
Molecule: messenger RNA, 1158 nt
Organism: Lactuca virosa
Lineage: Eukaryota; Viridiplantae; Streptophyta; Magnoliopsida; Asterales; Asteraceae
Source: the annotation of a GenBank genome assembly